Messenger RNA from Lactuca virosa, 1134 nucleotides. Lineage: Eukaryota; Viridiplantae; Streptophyta; Magnoliopsida; Asterales; Asteraceae. The record is from the annotation of a GenBank genome assembly.
CACAAAAGCCAAAAGGUGUGGUGCUAAAUGAGCCAAGUCAAUCCUCAGCGCGCUAGAUGAAAUUGAACAAACAGUCGACAAAAACAACCAAAUCUUCAAACUUAGUCGCGCAGACGUAGACAGACGCAGACGCAGAGCAUCGCCAUGAAGAAGGCGACAGGUGCUUUCUUCUUCUUCAUGGCUACUCUGGUUAUGUGGGCUGUCUCCGUCUUCUUCGAAAUACUAUUCAACAAGCGUAUCGAGCUCCUUCCACUCCUUUAUGGCUUCUCCUUUUACCAAUUCGCCAAUUGGGUUUGCCGUAAAUUCAUCUCUAGAGAUCCUCUUUUGGUUAACACAUGUGUCUCUCUUCUCCAUUCUUCCAUUACCUCCACUUCAGUGAUGCUCAUUUUGGUGAAGCAGUUGCUAUCCAAUGGUUUAGAUGAGUUAUUUGAGCAUUCACAGCUAGUUAAAGCAACUUGGCCAUGGGCAUAUUCGGCAUUGUGCAUUUCAUGUGGCUAUUUCGCAUACGAUCAAUUGGAUAUGUUGUUGUAUGGGUUAUAUAGUGGUUGGAUACCCUCCAUCCUAUUGCAUCAUUUUAUUCUCCUUGGAUGCUUUACUCUUGCCCUAUAUCGGAAUGUCACAAUCAACUACCUUAUUUUAACUCUAAUAUGUGAGUUGCAUUCUAUCUUUCUUCAUGUGAGGAAAGUGAGGCGGAUGGCCGGCAUACGUGAUGCCAAGAGCAAGUCUGUGAAAAUAGAAUGGUUCUUUAAUAUAAGCACCUUUUUAUUUGCACGUUUCUGGUCUCAUGUACUCAUUACUGUCAAGCUUGUAAAAGAUGCUUCCAAGUUUGAGAAAGGUGUGGAGCUCCCAGUUGCUUUGUUUGGUAUGGCAGGGAUGAAUUUGCUUAACGUUUCCCUUGGCAUAGAUCUCUUCAAGGCUUUCAGGAGGGAGAUAAACCGACAUAAUAUUCAUCAAUUGUAGGCCUCAUUUAGGAACCAUGUUCUUUCCCCUUAAGUGUUGUCCGGAUAAAUGAUAUAUGUUUGGAGGAGCAUCGUAAUUGAUAGUAAAAGAUCAUUUUAGGGAUUAAUGUUGAAUGACAUAUCAUUGUUGUUUUGAAUGAAUGUUGUGUUGUAUUAACAAAUGUAGUUUCUUUUG